Brugia malayi is the source of this 3189-nucleotide messenger RNA. RefSeq lists its product as uncharacterized. Lineage: Eukaryota; Metazoa; Nematoda; Chromadorea; Rhabditida; Onchocercidae. Gene Ontology annotation, biological process: protein deubiquitination; G1/S transition of mitotic cell cycle. The record is from RefSeq and is a predicted model, not a curated record. The coding region runs from base 1 to 3189 and encodes 1062 amino acids. Gene Ontology annotation, cellular component: nucleus; cytosol. The transcript is spliced from 29 exons. Gene Ontology annotation, molecular function: cysteine-type endopeptidase activity; cysteine-type deubiquitinase activity.
AUGGCAAUCGAAAAAUUGCAAUCCAAUGAAUUUAUAGUUAAGGUACGCAGAGGCCGUAUAGAUCAGCCAGUAUUCAUGAAGAAAAAAGCCGUUAUGACAUUCAAUCGUGAUCAAAAAGACAUCACUUUUCUGUACGACAACUGCUGCACCAUAUUAAAAACAAAGUUCAUAUCGCAAGUGCCUUGGUCGCCGCCACGAGGAUGCAAGCUGCGAUUUAUAUCAGACAUUCGAAAUGACGAGGAAAUGAUUUUGGAAUUUGAAAAUCACGAAAAACUGAUAGAAGCAUUCUCAAUUUUAAAGAACAAAUAUUUGGAGCGAUUGCAAUUUGUAUUCUCGAGUGAAGUGCACAGUGGUCGUGGUUUGCAUACAACUAAUGUUGGGAGCAGGACGGAAACAUCUGCUAAUUACGAAACACUUUCAAUGCUUGUUGAGUCUCGACGAAGUCGCGUUAAAAAUCAAAUGUUCGAACGUUUGGCAUUUUCACCACCAACUUUAAAGCGAUCCAAACAAUCUGAACCACGAAAUGAGUUGACAAUAGAAGAACGAGUAAAGCCAUCACCAUCAACAGAAAAAUAUAUUAAACCAUUGUCUCUCCAAUUUGGAGAAUCAGAGGAAGUUAAGAAAAAUCGGCGUAAUCCAAUUUUUGUCGAGUAUAACAAGAGAGAACAUACUCCGGUGCAGUUAACACCAGCAAUGCGCACAUUGGAUGAUUAUCAAGUCAACAAACCAACUACUUCCAAAGAAAAGUUUUCUGGAUUUGCUAAUCUCGGCAACACGUGCUACAUGAAUGCGAUGCUACAGGGAUUGUUUGCCAUGGAUAUUUUUGUUAAGGAUCUUUUCAGACUUUGUAAGAAAGCUCAGAAUCGUAAAGUGAACUUGGAUAAAGUAAUGCCAAUGAGUUUAGCACUUUCGAGUCUUGCAAGUAUACGAGACAAUACCUCAGAUCAUCAAAAGCGAAAACUGUUGACAGCAGUGAAAGAUGUGUUGCCGUUUAAAGGCAGUGCUCAGCAAGAUGCCAAUGAAUUUUUGGUCCACGUGCUCAAUCAAGUUCAUGAUGAAUGUGAUAAUCUGUUGCGUGAACAGUACGGAAUUGAAAAUACCGCGGAAAGGCGCAUGAGGAAUCCAGUAAUGGCAAAUUUUGCUUUCACUAUGCAAAGCACUAUUAUUUGCAACAUGUGCCAUCAUGUUUCACAAAUUAACGAAGACAACAUUAUUUUACCAGUUACUAUCAAUAUUUUGGAUCAUAAAAAUGAACGGUUCCCGAAAAAGUUCUCAUGUUUUCCAAGUAUGCAGACUUUGUUGGAUGAUUUUUUGAAGGCGGAAAACGUAGAGAGAAAAUGUGAACUUUGUCAAGGAGAAAGUGGACAAAGAACACAAAAAUUCGUUCAACUUCCACGAUGUCUUAUAAUACUAAUCAAACGAUAUGUUUAUGAUGCAUCGAAAAGUGUGAAGCGUACUGAUAAGAUUGAUAUCCCCUUGUAUUUGACUCUAAAUGGACAUUGCACUGAGUCGCCAACUCCGUUUUUCGCCGUAUCAUUAAGUACAAAAAAGAUCGAUUUUGCAAUUGUGAGUCCGAUUAAAACAGAUUUAAUAGCAAUAUCAGCCGGUGCGCCUUCACCGACCGGACGCUGUCUAGAUUUGUCAGAUGAGAGAACCAGUUAUGAUACUCGAAAUGUUAGCGCUGUGGAGGAAGCGCAUCAUGCGACAACAAAUUUCUACAGUCAUCGUGUGGAUUAUAGGACAGUGCGAACUAAUCAUGAUGUGGGUUUUGUUGUUCCCGGUAUUGGUUCGGAGUUCAAGGGCCGAAAUCAAGUAACUGAAGAUCUUGUUGUACCGUGGAGCUCGGCGGAAGAUUUUAAAAGGCCACCGAGCAGCUUAGCAUGCGAAGAGUUAAGUCGUAUGAACGAAGAAGAGCAGCUGCAAGUGGUUUGCGAGCGAAGCUUGAUGCAGACGAGCGAUCAGAAUAAAUCAAGUGAUUCAUCUCUGUCUGUUGAAUUUCCCGAAGUCGAAGCUGAAGAAGAGACUGGAGAGAGUUGCAUGAAACCUCUCGCACAGUCACCAAUCGCAGGUGAAAUGCAGGAGAAACGAAGGCAAGAUGAUUAUAUUAUUAAAGAGAUCGUGGCGGAGAAUUUCAAUAUAUCUCACUUGUCACAAGAAAGAGUGGAAACUCUUACACCAGAUGCACAUGAAGCCAUUGAAGAUAAAAGAGGACCAACUAGGCCAUUCACACCUGUCCCUCCUAACACUCCGAUUAGUAUGACUGAGCAACAUCAAGAGAAAAUGUCGCGCAGAAAUAGUCUGUCCAGUGAUGAUGAAGAAAUUUUGGAGGAAUCUAGUACGCAACUGGUACCGUACAAACCGAUAUCUGCUGAAAAACGACGUGCUAUUUGUUCUCAAAUUGGUUUACUCUUCAAUUAUGAUUGCAUUGAAAAAGCCACUUUUCGCAUAAUGAGUACAAAUGAUCGUCCAUCUCGAGUUGCUGAUAUUGUUGGUGACGGCAACUGCUUGUUCCGGGCGCUAGCUUUUUAUUUCGCCGGUAGCGAUAUCGAAUAUUCAAGAGUUCGGAAAUGUAUUGUUGAAUUUGAAGCAGAGCACUGGAAUGAAUUUGCUGCUUUGAAAGAUUGGUCGUCAGAAAUCUGGAAUGACCACAUGAAUCACUUGUUGACCGAUAAUACGUGGGGUACUGAAAUUGAACUUUUCGCUGUCGCAGCAAUGUUAAGUGUUGAUGUGUGGACGUAUUAUGAUCAGCGAUGGAUUUGCUAUCGACCAAGAUUUAGAGUCCAAAAUGGUGAUAUUAUACGCAUAUCUGUUGAUGAUUAUCGGGUGGGUAAUAACGAUGGUAUAUACUUACUGAACGAAUUCAACCACUUUACACCGGUGCUUGAACCUUCGAAUGCACUUCUUUUAAUGGAAGGUGUUGACGAGCGAAUUUAUGAUCUAGUUAUGAACGCCAAGGAAGGUUUCAUGAAGCCAUCUUAUCGACUUGUUUCGGUUAUCAGUCAUCUCGGACAUACAAGCGAAAGCGGCCACUACGUAUGUGAUGUUUGGUGCAAAAAAAAUAGGGGUUGGCUGUUAUGUGACGAUGAAUCAAUUUCGUCUACUAGUGAAAGGAAAAUUCGAGCCAGGAAAAAUGUCGGAUACAUUUACUUUUAUCUAAACAGCGAACUGUUCGAUAAUAAGAAUGCUUGA